AAAAUGUUGAAACAUAUUUGUUGGUCAAAUAUUGUAAAACGUGAAAAUUCUAAAACUAUGAAAGUAUUUUGAUUAUAAUGUACUUUUAUCCACAUUAAUACUGACAGAUGUCCCAUACCACCCUAAUGCAUGUUCUUUUCACAUGAAAUUCUUGUGAUCAAGGCACAAUAUUGGCUGUGUAAAACAACUGUUUAGACACCAAAAAAACCCCACAGUACAAAGUGUUAAAGAUCAGAAAAAGAUUAAAAGAGAUAACCAGUAUCUCCCCAAUCUAUGGGAUCCCUUCUCUCUCCUGACGUCAGUUGGCCCGAUUAUAUGGGGCCAUAGAAAUACGCAGACUGAGGUUGAGAUUGCUAUCGACUCGGUGUUACGACCACAGUCAUGUUAAACAUGCGGUUGGGCACAGACACCAUUUAAAUGUGCCAUCCGAUGGACUGAUACCACCAGCAAUAACGCGUUUGAUUCUAACACGAUAAUGAAUGUCAUACUUUUGGUGACUAAUAUCUUUACUAAUGAUGUAACUUUUCACCUAAUGCAGCAUUUGAUUCUAAAACAUCAAAAUUUUUAGUGUACAAUAAUUUGCAAUGUUUUAAAGUUAGCCAAAUUACACAAUGGGGGAAAAUAUGUCCAUGUAAUUUUUGGCCCAACAUUAAACAUUAUACGGUUAUUAUUUUGACAAUAGAGCAAAGAACUAGGUUAUGUCACUCAAUAUAUUGUUUAGAAUUUUGUGACAAUCAAUAUGAUUGACACUUUGGUUUGGAACCAACUUUGUUAUGCAAUGAUCAAAACUCCCAGACUGAACAUGGCAGUGUUUUUUAUCGACUUUGGUGUUUAACCUAAGGAAAAUUUGAAAAAAUAAAUACAGUCUGUCAUUUGCUCUUCAGCUUGUAUGCUUCGCUGGAAGAUACAUAUUGAAGGGCAAUGCUAACUCAUGCAUUUUGUUAAACACUGUUUAGUAUUGUUCCUACACAAACAUUCAAGACAAAAGCUUAAAUAUCAUCACAGAUGCAAGUACACAAAGAGGAGUUGACAUUUAAUGAUUGAUUAGAUCUAUCAGUCUCAGUACACGUAAAAAGGUUGCUAUCUUUUGAUUUAAAUUUUGUUGCUAGGGAGAUGGUUGAUUUGUAUGACCAGUCAAAUAAAUCAUAUGAAUAUCAGUCUUAUGCUUAUAUAUUAUAUCUACCAAGAAUGAUUCCUUUUAAUUGUUACAGAAACUUAUUGCUAAUUCAUAGAAGUUCAAGGUGUUGAACAUCGGAUGGCUAAGUUUAGAACUACACAAUUCAAGCUAGGUUUUGAACAUGGAACAUGUGGAAUGGUUAUUUAGUAAUCAAGUUUAGACCUACAUAGUUCAAGCUAGGUUUUGAACAUGGAAUUGUUUAUAAUAAAGUUAAGACCUACAAAGUUCAAACUAGGUUUUGAACAUGGAAUGGUUAAGCAUAUAGAUCUGGAACCGAUGAAUUGUAGGUGCACUUUCUGGUAUCUUUUUGAUAAUGUGCCAUUGAUUAAUUUUGUCGUCAUGUGGCUUGCAAUUGUAAGUACUCAAGGAAUUCUUGCACAUGCUACCACAAAGACUUUACACCAUGACUAUACUCAUUUUAUUAUGUAAAAAAAUUUCCAAGGAACGGUACGUGAAAGGGUAUGCAUUGAGAAAAGGCUGGAUAAAUUAGAAAGGUGUAUUGAUUAUCUAUCAGGUGUUCCGAUCAGCAGGAAAAAUCUAUGGUCAAAAAGGAAAAAGUAAAUAUACUUCAUUCACCUAAGUAAACUCUUGAAGUACAGCACCGAAAAGGUGUGUUUAGAAUUCAUUUCACCGUCAACAUUUUAUCAAAAGAAAUUUAUCAAUUACCGCUAACAUUUAUCAGAGAGUUUCAUGAAAUGUUGAAGCUAAGGCAAUUCCUAUGCCAGCAAGUGAACCUAAAUCUACACUGGAUCUUCUGUUUUAUUGUUUGUGAGGAGAAUUUUAUAAAAACUUUCAUCUGCUGUUAUAAUGCAGUUGAUCAUGGACAGUCCCAGUAAAAGCCCCGUGAAUCCUGAUCCCAAAUUUCUAGACAGAGACUAUGUUCAAAGCACUCCCGAUCUUAAUGGUAACACGAAAGACCUAAUGUCUAAGUGUGAAGACAAAGAAUGGGAUGCCGGAUUUUUCAGUCAUUCAACCUCCGCGGAUCCCAUGAGUGUGGAUGAGUCGGAUGAUCCAAACAGCCUGGAGGAGGAACUCAACUCGUCAACCUAUCACACGGACUUGAACGGAGAGAUGGUACCAUUGAACAAGGACGAGCUUACUGACACUUCCUUUCACUCUCAUCCCUGUGAGGCUAAUCUGACUUACACUGUGCCAACUCCGGUUAACGCGAACCUAAACGAACUCGUUGACCCCCUCCAAGAGUUGACCCAGAUCCACAUCAAGGAAAAGAAAUAUCCGGUUCUCCCUUCCAUCACCAAAUCUUCAUGUUCGCCCCGAUCCAACACCAGUAAGAACUCUCUCAACAAUGAACUAACUGACGAGUUUACUCUUGUGCGUGAAACGACAAAGAACCAAAUGGAUUUUUCGCGAGAGAGGAUGGAGAAAGAGGCCGAUUUUUUCGCAGAUCAUCGAGUUCAGUCGAAAAAAGUGAAAAUCACCCCGCGAAUCCAUCCCUUGCCGCCUAUUCAACCAACCAGUGAUCCAUCGCCAGAUAAAACAUAGAGGAUCUUAAAAUUAAAACCCUCUAUUGUCUAUGUGCAUUCCAUCUGACUGCUGAAAAGUACAAAACAUGGAAAUUAUCCUCAAUUAUUCAUAGCACCAUCACUUUAUCCAUCAUCGCUCCGAUGAGUCCCAGCUAGUGAAUGUUACUGUUAAGGGUAUGACUUAUUGUCUAAUCCUGUUUUAUUGAUAAGACUUUUGAUACUUUUUUUGGUUUUUUGUUCAGUGGGUAUACAUCAAAGGAAGCGGUGAUCAUCAGCAAAUAAGGGAGCUGGCUUUUGAUCAUGUCAGUUGCAGGUUGACUAAUACGUCACACACAAUGAACUUUCAAAGGACAAUUCCUGUUUUUUUUAAUUAAUUACAUGUUUCAUUAGAUUACUGGGCAUAAAUGAUAUUGAAAAGAAAGUCCCUCGAUAGUAUAGCUGGUAUGAAUUUUAAAAUAAGAACAUUAUACAAAUCAUCAAUAUUUAAACAUCUACAGAUAGUUUGUGUCAUCCUGUGGUAUUAAAAUCAUUAGAUAGAUAAAUAAAUCAAUUAAGGCUUUAUAAUUAACACCAGUAUGAACUUAAAUAAUGAAACACAUCCUUUUUUUCUAUUGUUUAUUGUUGAUGAGCUGAAUGUAUAUUUGAAACUAAAAUGCUUCACAUGAAAUGCAAUAUAGCA
Messenger RNA from Magallana angulata, 3340 nucleotides. RefSeq lists its product as uncharacterized. The transcript is spliced from 2 exons. The coding region runs from base 1985 to 2680 and encodes 231 amino acids. The record is from RefSeq and is a predicted model, not a curated record. NCBI's taxonomy places the organism in Eukaryota, Metazoa, Mollusca, Bivalvia, Ostreida, Ostreidae.